AUGGCUUUCUUAUUUGGUACACCAAUUCAAAUUGAUAUUCUAUUAGACAAUGACCAUGAAAAACAAAAAGUUACUAAAAUAGUUAAUAAACAAAAAACAGAAAUUCCUAUUUAUAUGAAGAAUGAAGAUAUUAAAGGAAAAGUUGUUAUUACAUUAAAAGAUAAAAAGUAUGAACAUCAAGGAAUUAAAAUUGAUUUUAUUGGGUCAAUAGAAUAUUCAUAUGACCGAAGUUCUACAUCGAAUUUUAUUCAACAAACAGUUGAAUUAAGUAGACCAAAUAUUAUAUUAGAAGAAAAAACAAUGUAUCCAUUUAGUUUUAAUGGAAUUGAUAAAAAAUAUGAUUCAUAUUCAGGAAAGAAUGUAAGACUAAGAUAUUAUUUAAGAGUGUCAGUUAAUAAAAAGUAUUCAUCUGGACUUUCUAAAGAACAAGAAAUUUGGGUUAUUAAUUAUCAAGAUGAACCUACUAAAAAUGAUCCAAUUUUAAUGGAUGUAGGUGUAGAAAAAUGUGUAAGUAUUGAAUUUAAAUAUGCUAAAUCAUAUUAUAAUUUAACUGAUGUUGUAUUAGGUCAAGUUUACUUUAAGGUUGUAAGACUCCCUUUGGCUAGUAUGGAACUUCAAAUCCAAAGAAAAGAAACAACUGGAUUUCCACCAAAUCAAACCGUUGAUACUGAAGUUCUUUCUCGUUAUGAACUUAUGGAUGGUGCACCAGUUAAAGGAGAAUCAAUGCCAAUUAGAGUGUUUUUAGCUAAUUUAGAUUUAACUCCAACAUAUCAUAAUGUUAAUAAUAUGUUUAGCGUCACUUAUCAUUUACAUUUAGUAUUAAUUGAAGAAGAUGGAAAACGUUAUUUCAAACAAUGUGAAUUUAAAUUAUGGAGAAAACAACCUCAACCAAUUAAAACCUCACCUGAUGCUCCUAUUAGUGUUAAUACUGAUUGUUUAGCUGGUUCUCAAGAAACUCCUUAUAAAGGAUCUGACAUUAAUAAACCUUUACCAGAAGUUCAACCUCAACAAUCAGAAGAACCAAAAGAAGAAAUUAAAGAACCU
Entamoeba nuttalli P19 is the source of this 1044-nucleotide messenger RNA. Its product is annotated as vacuolar sorting protein 26, putative. Lineage: Eukaryota; Evosea; Mastigamoebida; Endamoebidae. The transcript has a single exon. Gene Ontology annotation, biological process: intracellular protein transport; retrograde transport, endosome to Golgi. The record is from RefSeq and is a predicted model, not a curated record. Gene Ontology annotation, cellular component: endosome; retromer complex. The annotation marks the transcript as partial.